AAUAGGUUAGAAUAAGACGGCCGAAUCCGAAUCCUGAAGCGUCCAAUUCAAGCAAUGGAGUACUUUAGUAACUUAGUUCUCUGGUUUAGUGUGCGCCGAUCAGGCCGAUCUGCUAAUUAACGCUUGCCUUGUAAUGACAUGUAUGAUACUCAGCAGCUCUUGUGCACGAGGGGCUCAAGAGUCCGAUUUGAAUGCGCCGCCUGCUAAGAUGAACCACCGCCGCUUUCGGGCCGUGCUGAAGAAGCUCAGGAGAAAGAAAAUUCGCCAGAAAGCUGCGCAGGAGAGGGACCGUCUUCUUAAAGUUGAAGUAGAAGAGGUGGCCGUGUCAUUGGGCCAGGAGGAGCAGGAACAGAAAGAACGAGAGAGGCAGCAUGUGCUUUGGCUGGAACGGGAAGCGGAAGCACAACGAGAGUUCGAGCUGCGUUGCCGCCUGGAGCAGGAGCGUGCAGCCUUGCUCGCCGAACGCAGCAAUACAACUAAGGCCACUGAGAGCCUGGAACAAGUGCUUGCACAACUGCCCAAGGUUUCUUCUCGUCCAGCAACACCUCAGGAGGAAAGUUGGCACAAUCCACCAGCUCCUCGAGCUUAUGCACCGGCUGAGCCAUGUCCCUUCUACCUCAAGACGGGUGCCUGCCGCUUUGGUGACUGGCAAGUUCCCAUUUCAUCUUGUUCGCUAGCUAUCAGGUGCUCACGGUCGCACCCUCGUCCUGCUGUAAGCCGCACGUUGCUCCUGCGGGGCCUGUACAGCCACCUUUCCCUGGAGCAGCUCCACAGUGACGACAGCCUCGAGACAGAUGAACGUGAGCUGCAGGCGCAUUUUGAGGCCUUCUUUUGGGACGUGCUCCAAGAACUGCGCCGUGCUGGCACUGUCUGCCAAGUGCGUGUGUGUCGAAACAUUGAGCCACAUCUCCGCGGGAAUGUUUACGUCCAAUAUUCCAGUGAGGAGGAGGCCCAGCAGGCACUGACCAUGCUCAAUGGUCGAUGGUACGCGGGACGCCCAGUCAGCUGUGAGUUCAGCCCCGUCGAUCGCUGGAAGACGGCCAUCUGCGGCUUGUUCUUCCGCCGUACCUGUCCCAAGGGUCGUAGCUGCAAUUUCUUGCAUGUUUUCCGCAACCCAACUGAUGAAUGCUGGCAUGAGAGCAGGUCUCCGCCACCACAGCGCCGUCAUCCCCAGAGCUCUGGAACCAAAAAAAGAAGACGAUCCAGGUCUCCACACGGAUCACAUAAGAGAUCGCGUACCACUAGGUCAAGGUCAAGAUCAAAGACGCGAAAAAAACGGCAUCACCACAAAUCUCGUUCCAGGUCCAGGAGCAGGUCUAAGAUAUCACCUGCACACUCUCCACAGUCAAAGCAUCGUUAGGGAUUUGAGUGGGACAUGCAAAAGGUACAUUUAUUGUUACACCUUAAGUGCAUUCAUGUUUAUUCUUUCAGAGUACUGGGGAUUUGUGUUCAAAUUGCUCAAUUCAUCUGCCUUCAAAAGCAAUUAGAAAAUCUGAUACAAGCAGCUGUUGAAAUUACCUUAGAAGUCUGCUGUCGAGUGAAACGGUAUGGAAUAUUUCCUGAGAUGUCUCGUCAGACAGCAAUGAAAUAAACUGUACCAAUUGGUGUCAA
This is a messenger RNA of Rhipicephalus microplus (southern cattle tick), 1611 nucleotides long. RefSeq lists its product as uncharacterized. The record is from RefSeq and is a predicted model, not a curated record. Gene Ontology annotation, cellular component: U2AF complex. Gene Ontology annotation, biological process: mRNA splicing, via spliceosome. NCBI's taxonomy places the organism in Eukaryota, Metazoa, Arthropoda, Arachnida, Ixodida, Ixodidae. Gene Ontology annotation, molecular function: metal ion binding; RNA binding.